This is a messenger RNA of Anopheles marshallii, 639 nucleotides long. RefSeq lists its product as uncharacterized. The coding region runs from base 1 to 639 and encodes 212 amino acids. The record is from RefSeq and is a predicted model, not a curated record. The transcript is spliced from 3 exons. Lineage: Eukaryota; Metazoa; Arthropoda; Insecta; Diptera; Culicidae.
AUGGCAACCCGUUGCACAACACGAAUCAUGCUGCCCGUGCUAAUAUUGGCCGCUUGGUCCCUACCUUCCGCCUUUGGGUGCGUGCGUGCGUGCGAUCGGUAUGAGUACUGUGACGAGAAUAGCAAUACCUGCAUUAACUGUAGCCUGCUGUGUGACAAAGACGAGUACUCUUGCUUCCACAAGUGCCAAAAUUUCCUGUUCAAGUCGUACGGCCAAGAUAUCUCUACCCUGAAGCAGAAUUUAUCAAUCGCGAGUACGAUACUUUGGGUGCUUGGUAUACUGCUUGUAUGUUGUCUCGGUGUCGCUAUCACACUGUUGAUACGCAAGUACUACCCCAACAUAAAAGAAAAAGUUUGUUGGCGGCCACAAAACAAAAACACCACCCCCGUCGGCUACACGCACGAGAAUCCCAACACCAAAAGCCCCAAGGUGGCGCCGAAGAAUGGUGCAAACGUAGCGAGGCAAACAUCGACCACGGUUAGCAUCUAUCCAGAAACGGACGCAGACAACUCGGUACAGACCGGUACGACCUCGAUCAGCCAUCGCCAUCCGGCGGAGGAUUCGACCGAAAGCUACUCGUACGACAAUGCGGCCUGUAACGUGACGCCAACCAGCAACAAUCCGAUGCCGAAGUUUUAA